Propithecus coquereli (Coquerel's sifaka) is the source of this 4395-nucleotide messenger RNA. It is a transcript of the gene PNPLA7, whose product is annotated as patatin-like phospholipase domain containing 7. The record is from RefSeq and is a predicted model, not a curated record. The transcript is spliced from 35 exons. The coding region runs from base 162 to 4136 and encodes 1324 amino acids. Gene Ontology annotation, biological process: lipid metabolic process. NCBI's taxonomy places the organism in Eukaryota, Metazoa, Chordata, Mammalia, Primates, Indriidae. Gene Ontology annotation, molecular function: phosphatidylcholine lysophospholipase A1 activity. Gene Ontology annotation, cellular component: endoplasmic reticulum.
GCAGAGUUUUCCUCUCAACAAAAGCAUAAUUUGACUUGGAAAGGAACCUAGGGGAAAAGUUUGAAACCACGGAUGUCCUGAUGUGCUCAUGAGCUGGUGGCCGUGUGCCCUUGUUGGCCUCAGUGUGUCUCCUUUCACCCGUGACUGUUCUGUUUUUAGCCAUGGAGGAGGAGAACAAUGUCUUCCUGGAGGCUGGCUUCUGUCUGGGCACCGUGCUGCACUCCUGGGGGCUGCAGUUCAUGGAGGAACCUUCACAGUCCACCAUGCUGAUGGGGAUUGCCAUUGGAGCCCUCCUGGCAUUGGCCUUCGUUGGCGUUACUGUCUUUUUUGUGUACAGAAGGGUUAACCGAUUUCGACAAGCACAGCCCUCUCCUCAGUACAGGUUCCGGAAGAGAGACAAGGUGCUGUUUUACGGGCGGAAGAUCAUGAGGAAGGUGACCACGCUCCCCCACACGCUCGUGGGGAACACAGCCCAGUCCCGGCAGCGGACCAGGAAGAGGACCAAGGUGCUGUCUUUGGCCAAGAGGAUUCUGCGUUUCAAGAAGGAAUGCCCCACUCUGCAGCCGAAGGAGCCCCCACCCUCCCUUCUGGAGGCUGAUCUCACGGAGUUUGAUGUGAAGAAUUCUCACCUGCCGUCAGAGGUUUUGUACAUGCUGAAAAACGUUCGGGUCCUGGGCCACUUCGAGAAGCCACUGUUCCUGGAGCUUUGCAAACACAUGGUCUUUGUGCAGCUGCAGGAAGGGGAGCACGUCUUCCGGCCAGGGGAGCUGGACACCAGCAUCUAUGUGGUGCAGGAUGGGCGGCUGGAGGUCUGCAUACAGGAUGCUGAUGGCACCGAGGUGGUGGUGAAAGAGGUUCUGGCGGGAGACAGCGUCCACAGCCUGCUCAGCGUCCUGGACGUCAUCACGGGUCACGCUGCACCGUACAAAACCGUCUCCGCCCACGCGGCUGUCCCAUCCACCAUCCUCCGGCUUCCAGCUGCAGCUUUUCAAGGAGUUUUUGAGAAAUAUCCCGAAACCCUGGUGAGGGUGGUGCAGAUCAUCAUGGUGCGGCUGCAGAGAGUGACCUUUCUGGCUCUGCACGACUACCUGGGCCUGACCACGGAGCUCUUCAACCCUGAGAGCCAGGCAAUCCCUCUCGUGUCUGUAGCCAGCGUGGCUGCUGGAAAGGCCAAAAGGCAGAUGUUCAGUGGCCCAGAAGAGCGGUUCGAGAGGCCACUGCGGCCCCGGAAGUCCUGCGACUCAGCAGAUCGUGAGGGUGGCCGUUCAACAGCCUCUGGGCCUCUGCUAAAGAGGAGCCUCUCUGUCCCUGUGCCUUCUAUCCACGGAGAGAUCUCAGACGAGCUCGAGAAGUCCCAGGCAGGUGACCCCGACCCUUCGGCCCCACAAGGGAGCCCAGGUGGGGCCACCUCAGACCUGGGUAUGGCGUGUGACCGGGCCAGGGUCUUCCUGCACGCAGAUGAGCACCCCGGGAACUUAGUGGCCGGCAAGUCCAAGAAAAGUGUGAUUGUUGCAGAGGUCCCCUCUGGGGCCUUCCACUACUCAGAGUCUCACUCGGAUGAGACUGUCACCAGCAGGAAGACGGACACUAUCUUCAGAGCAGCCAAGAAGGACCUCCUCACCCUGAUGAAGCUGGACGACCCGUCCUUGUUGGAUGGCCGGGUGGCACUUCUCCAUGUCCCUGCUGGCACUGUAGUGUCUAAACAGGGAGACCAGGACGUCAGCAUCCUCUUUGUGGUCUCGGGGCUGCUGCAUGUGUACCAGCGGGAGACUGACAGCCGGGAGGACACCUGCCUGUUCCUCACGCACCCUGGGGAGAUGGUGGGCCAGCUGGCCGUGCUCACGGGCGAGCCUCUCCUCUUCACCAUCAAGGCCAACAGGGACUGCAGCUUCCUGUCCAUCUCCAAGGCCCACUUCUACGAAAUCAUGCGGAAGCAGCCAACCGUCGUCCUGGGCGUGGCACACACCGUGGUGAAGAGGAUGUCAUCCUUCGUGCGGCAGAUUGACUUUGCUCUGGACUGGAUGGAGGUGGAGGCCGGGCGUGCGAUAUACAGGCAGGGGGACAAGUCCGACUGCACGUACAUCGUUCUCAGUGGGCGCCUGCGCUCCGUGAUCCGAAAGGAUGAUGGGAAAAAGCGCCUGGCAGGGGAAUACGGCCGAGGAGACCUCGUUGGUGUGGUGGAGAUGCUGACUCACCAGGCCAGGGCAACCACCGUGCACGCCGUUCGGGACUCAGAGCUGGCUAAGCUGCCAGCGGGAGCCCUGACAUCCAUCAAGCGCAGAUACCCACAGGUGGUGACUCGGUUGAUUCAUCUCUUGGGUGAGAAGAUCCUGGGCAGCCUCCAGCAGGGACCUGCAACAGGCCACCCACUGGGGCUCCACGCAGCGGGCAGCAAGUGGGACUCGGGGAACCCGGCAGGCAACCUGUCUACAGUGGCUGCGAUGCCCGUGUCUGAGGACGUGCCCCUCACUGCCUUUGCCCUGGAGCUGGAGCACGCCCUCAGUGCCAUUGGCCCAACCCUGCGGCUGACCAGCGACAACAUAAAACAGCGCCUUGGCUCUGCUGCUCUGGACAGCACCCACGAGUACCGGCUGUGCAGCUGGCUGGGCCAGCAGGAAGACAUCCACCGGAUCGUGCUGUACCAGGCGGACGGCACACUCACGCCCUGGACGCAGCGCUGCAUCCGGCAGGCCGACUGCAUCCUCAUCGUGGGCCUGGGUGAGCAGGAGCCCACGGUGGGCGAGCUGGAGCGCAUGCUGGAGAACACAGCCAUGCGGGCCCAGAAGCAGCUGGUCCUGCUGCACAGGGAGGAGGGGCCGGCGCCGGCCCGCACCGUGGAGUGGCUCAACAUGCGGAGCUGGUGCUCUGGCCACCUGCACCUUUGCUGCCCACGCCGCGUCUUCUCUAGGAGGAGCCUUCCAAAGCUGGUGGAGAUGUACAAGCGCGUCUUCCAGAGACCCCCAGACCGGCACUCGGACUUCUCCCGCCUGGCAAGGGUGCUGACGGGCAACGCCAUCGCCCUGGUCCUCGGGGGAGGGGGGGCAAGAGGCUGUGCCCAGGUGGGCAUCCUCAGGGCCCUGGCAGAGUGCGGCAUCCCCGUGGACAUGAUCGGAGGCACAUCCAUUGGGGCCUUCAUGGGCGCCCUGUACUCUGAGGAGCGGAGCUACAGCCAGACGCGGAUCCGGGCCAAGCAGUGGGCAGAGGAUGUGACAUCGAUGGUGAGGGCCGUGCUGGACCUAACCUACCCCAUCACAUCCAUGUUCUCCGGAGCCAGCUUCAACAGCACCAUCUGUAGCAUCUUCAAGGACAAGCAGAUCGAGGACCUGUGGAUGCCCUACUUUGCCAUCACCACUGACAUUACAGCCUCCGCCAUGCGGGUCCACACGGAUGGCUCCCUGUGGCGGUACGUGCGUGCCAGCAUGUCCCUGUCGGGCUACAUGCCCCCUCUCUGCGACCCCAAAGACGGACACCUGCUGAUGGAUGGAGGCUACGUCAACAACCUCCCAGCGGAUGUGGCCAGGUCCAUGGGGGCAAAGGUGGUGAUCGCCAUUGAUGUGGGCAGCCGGGAUGAGAUGGACCUCACCAACUACGGCGAUGCGCUGUCUGGGUGGUGGCUGCUGUGGAAACGCUGGAACCCCCUGGCCACUAAGGUCAAGGUGCUGAACAUGGCAGAGAUCCAGGCACGACUGGCCUACGUGUGCUGUGUCCGGCAGCUGGAGACGGUGAAGAACAGUGACUACUGCGAGUACCUGCGUCCCCCCAUCGACGGCUACGGCACCCUGGACUUUGGCAAGUUCAACGAGAUCUGUGAAGUGGGGUACCAGCAUGGGCGGACAGUGUUUGACAUCUGGGGUCGCAGUGGUGUGCUGGAGAAGAUGCUACAGGACCGGCAGGGGACAGACAAGAGGAAGGCCUGUGCUGUCCUCAGCUGCCCCAACGCCUCCUUCACGGACCUUGCUGAAAUUGUGUCUCGCAUAGAGCCCACCAGGGCUGCCACGGUGGAUGACGAAUCUGACUACCAGACUGAGUGGGAGGAGGAGCUGCUGGACGUCCCCAGGGACGCGGACGCCGACUCCCAGAGCACCCCAGCCACGCCGGCCUCUGACUUGGAGGAUGAGCCCGGGCUUGCGCACUGACAGCCCAGGCGGCUUUCCCCAAACCGUCAGGGCGGCUCAUCCCCUGGCUCACCGCGGACUCAUCCAGAGCGCAGCAUCCCCUGUGCCUGCCCUGCGCGAGGCCCCGCUUCCCUGCCUGGGCUGUGUCGCGGACUGCGGUUUCCUCUCUGCACUAGCAGCCCCCGCACUCACGCAGCAGUCCUGGGGGGCUGCGAACCCCCGCUGCCCCUGAGAGAUGUGGGAGCCCUGAUGCUGUAGCUGGGCAUGUAAUAAAGGCGAA